This is a messenger RNA of Verticillium alfalfae VaMs.102, 1227 nucleotides long. RefSeq names its product NAD dependent epimerase/dehydratase family protein. The transcript has 3 exons. Bases 1 to 1227 code for a protein of 408 amino acids. NCBI's taxonomy places the organism in Eukaryota, Fungi, Ascomycota, Sordariomycetes, Glomerellales, Plectosphaerellaceae. The record is from RefSeq and is a predicted model, not a curated record.
AUGCCUUCAGCAAUCGUUACCGGCGCGACUGGUAUCCUCGGCCGCGAGAUCGUCAACCGCCUCGGCGACAACUCAGAUCAGUGGCAAACAGUCUACGCCCUUUCGCGCUCUAAAAAGGGUGCCUUCCCCGCCAAUGCCCAGCACAAGUCGAUCGACCUGACGGGCUCAGCCGACGACAUGGCCGCGAGCCUCGAGGGCGUCCAGGCCGAGUACGUCUUCUUCGCCGCCUACCUGGAGCAGGACACGGAGCAGAAGGCCUGGGAUGUCAACGGUGCCAUGCUCGAGUCCUUCCUCGCGGCGCUCGAGCGCACCGGCGCCGCCCGGUCCAUCAAGCGCGUUGUUCUCGUCACGGGCGCCAAGCAGUACGGCGUGCACCUCGGCCCACCCAAGAACCCGAUGCUCGAGUCGGACCCCUGGCUGCGCGACGAGGGCCGAUUCCCGCCCAACUUUUACUACCGACAACAGGACGUGCUGCGGGCCUUCUGUGCGCGAACAGCCUCUUCGUCCGGCGGCGAGGGCGCGUCCUGGACCGUCACGUACCCGAACGACGUCAUCGGCGUGGCCAAGGGCAACUUCAUGAACCUCGCCACGGCGCUGGGUCUGUACGCUGCCGUCAACAGGGAGAUGGGCCGCGACCUCGCGUUCCCCGGGUCCGAGACGUUCUACACGCGCUUUGACUCGUUCACGGACGCGAGACUGCACGCCGAGUUUUGCGAGUGGGCGGCCCUCGAACCCAAGGCCGCCAACGAGGCGUUCAAUGUCGUCAAUGGCGAUAUCGAGAGCUGGCAGAACAUGUGGCCCAUGCUGGCGAGGCGGUUCGGCAGCAAGGUCAAGGAGGACCAGUUCGUCGGCGAGGGUGAGGACGCCGGCUCGAAGAAGCUCAAUGACCCGUCCCCCCUCAGCAUCUUUGAGGCCGAGUCGGGUCUCAGGGGCAAGGUCGAACCGGGCAACCUCGAGUAUAGGACUGAUCUCGUCAAGUGGAGCCAGCGUGACGAUGUCAAGGAGGCAUGGGAGAGGCUGGCUGAGCGCGAGGGCCUCGACAAAGAGGCUUUCGAGAAGGCGACUUGGGGAUUCUUGGUUUUCAUUCUGGGCCGGGCCUAUGAUCUCGUCAUCAGCAUGAGCAAGGCGAGGGAGAUUGGAUGGACUGGUUACAAGGACACGUGGAAGGCUUUCUCCGAUGUAUUUGCGCAGCUGGAGGCUGAGAAGGUUCUGCCCAAGACUCACUGA